Molecule: messenger RNA, 1315 nt
Organism: Pygocentrus nattereri (red-bellied piranha)
Lineage: Eukaryota; Metazoa; Chordata; Actinopteri; Characiformes; Serrasalmidae
Exons: 2
Coding region: 92-880 (262 amino acids)
Molecular function (GO): GTP binding
Source: RefSeq, a predicted model, not a curated record
GGCAGUGAAGCCUUGUAUGACAAGAUGCCAUCUCAGCUGCCUUGAAAUUGCCUGACAACAUUGUUGAGUGCAGCAUACUUUCCACACGACAAUGUUGAAGUGUCUCUGCUGCAAAUGCCGACGAGCAACUCCCCUUCCAGAAGGCCGACCACUUCGUAUAGUGAUGAUAGGCAAGACUGGAGUGGGGAAAAGUGCUCUUGGGAACACUAUUAUUGGGAAAGAAGUGUUUAAAUCUUGUCCUUCUGCAAACUCGGUUACCGAGACUUGCCAAAAGGAAAAGGUUAAUGACCAAAGAGACAUUUAUGUAAUUGACACUCCGGGAAUUUUGGACACCAGUAAAACAACAGAAAGCAUCAAAAAGGAAAUUGUAAAAUGUAUUCAAGUUUCAGCGCCCGGACCUCACGUCUUCCUGCUGGUGAUGCAAAUCGGCCGUUUCACCCCAGAAGAGCAAAACGCUGUGAUGGCCUUGCAGGAGCUCUUUGGAAAAGAAGCCGCUAAGUACAUGAUUUUGGUGUUCACACAUGGAGAUUUGCUGAAAGAUCAAACGAUACAGGACUAUGUGUCUACUGGACACCCAAAACUCCACAAGGUCGUCCAGACUUGUGGGAGUAGAUACGUUGUCUUCAACAACAACAACAUGAAAAACCGAGAUCAAGUUGUAGAGCUUAUAGUUAAGAUUGAUGAGAUGGUCGCAGCCAAUGGGGGAAGUUACUUCACCCAGGAGAUGUAUGAAGAAGCAGAACGAAAAAUCAAACAGCAACAGAUAGCAAGGGAGCAGGCAGAGCUUCAAAAAUAUGACUUCAGCUUCCUUGAGGCUUUGCAUCAGAAAAUUGUUGUUUUCCAACAAAUACUCAGGAAAGAUCUUUAUGAAACUUUGUAAACUUUAUUAGCAACACAUGCACUUAGUAGAGCUUCAUAACUGUGCUGAACCUGAAAUCAUUGUUGAUAUCUUUAUGGCAUUCGGUUACAGCUUUGCAUCUUCAGAAAAUCUGUGUUUCUGUCCAAUUCUCAUUAUCUUUACUGAUAUCUGUGUAAAAGUAUUAUCAAAAAUAUGUUUAAAUUCAUCUCAUUAGAACACUUCUUUUUUUAUGAAACAGAUUUUAUGUAUGAAUUCUUAUCUUUAGAGCACUGUCUGUAUACCAUAGAAACUCUUUUAGGUCUACAACUAUUAUGACCCCUUGCAAAUAUUGUACCUCCUUGUAUAUUUUUAGUUUGGGAUGGCCAUUCUAUGCUGGAAAGUCAACAUGUUUAUAUGUUAAUAGAAACUAUUGUACAUUUAAAUAAAAUGUCACUAUUUUGUGGUUGUUUUUGUCAA